AUGGCGUCGAGAUCGCUUCGGCGCUUCGGCUGCCUGCUCUGGGCUCUCGGCCUCAGCGCCCGCGUGGCCCGCUGCCAGGCCUCGGCGGACACAACAUCGUCAGGCCUGACCGUCUUGACGGGAACCAAGGCGGGAGAGUCGCAGUCAGAGACCACGUCCGAGGCCAAGACGCCCACCGGCUCCUACCAGACUUUCUCAACAACAAUCACGCUGGCCACGACGUCGCUGUCGUCGGCCCUCGAAACCACCAUCGCCGCCAACGGCACCGUGUCCACGUCGACCGUUGCUCCUCCCGAGCAGACAGUGACAUACCUCACCGGCUCCGUCCCCACCUCGAGCCCCGCCGCAGGCAACGUCUCGACCACCGUCGAGUCGCCUGCCCCCAAGCCCACCAACACGCGGCCCUGCAACAACUACCCCGAGUUCUGCGAGCGCAAGUACAGCAACAUCACCGUCGUCGGCUGCCACAACAGCCCUUUUGUGCGCCCCGGCAGCGCCGCUGCCAACCAGCAGUAUACCGUCGUCGACCAGCUCAACGACGGCGUCCGCUUCCUCCAGGCCCAGAUCCAGUGGCCCAAGAACGGCUCCGUCCCCCACUUUUGCCACACCACCUGCGACCUGUUCGACGCCGGGCCCAUCACGGACUGGCUGACCACGGUCAAGGACUGGGUCGCCGCCCACCCGUACGACGUCGUGACCAUCCUGCUGGGCAACGGCAACUACUCGACGCCGGCCCACUACGUGCCCUUCAUCGAGUCGACGGGCCUGCUGCAGUAUGUGUACACGCCGCCCGUGGUGCCCAUGUCGGUCGACAGCUGGCCGACGCUGGCGUCCAUGAUCCUGUCGGGCCAGCGCGUCGUCAUGCUCCUCGACUACAUGGCCGACCAGAAGGCGUACCCCUGGCUCAUGGACGAGUUUUCGCAGAUGUGGGAGACGCCCUUCGACCCCACCAACCAGACGUUCCCGUGCACCGUGCAGCGGCCGCCCGACCUCGCGCCCGCCAACGCCCGCAAGCGCCUGUACCUGAUGAACCACAACCUCAACGUCGAGGUCUCGCUGCUCGGCGCCUCGGUCCUCGUGCCCGCGGUGUCCCAGCUCAACCAGACCAACAACGCCACCGGCUACGGCAGCCUCGGCGCCGCCGCCGCCGGCUGCGACGCCGACUGGGGCCGCCCCCCCACCGUCCUCAACGUCGACUACUACAACUACGGCGGCUUCCCCGGCAGCGUCUUCGAGGUCGCCGCCCGCAUGAACAACGUCACGUACAACAGGCCCUGCUGCGGCAAGUCGUCGGCUGCCGCGAGGGUGCCGGCCGCCGCCGUGUCUCCCCUGCUAAAACAAUACCCGGUUAGUUAG
Lasiosphaeria miniovina is the source of this 1356-nucleotide messenger RNA. Its product is annotated as PLC-like phosphodiesterase. The coding region runs from base 1 to 1356 and encodes 451 amino acids. Gene Ontology annotation, biological process: lipid metabolic process. NCBI's taxonomy places the organism in Eukaryota, Fungi, Ascomycota, Sordariomycetes, Sordariales, Lasiosphaeriaceae. The record is from RefSeq and is a predicted model, not a curated record. The transcript is spliced from 2 exons. Gene Ontology annotation, molecular function: phosphoric diester hydrolase activity.